AUGACGGGUAAGACACAGGGGAAGGCGGAUAGGGAGGAGGUCCAGUUACGGUGUUGCGUAUCGUCGACUCGUCCAAAGAGCCGCCAGAGCCGCACCUUAUGGCACUUCCCCCCCCCCCCCCCCUGCCCCUCCCUCUCCCCCGCCCCGCGAUCCGGAAGAAUGUUCCGGUGCGUUGAACCGACCGCACACCCAAAGCACCUGACGCUAGUCCGACCACCGUCCGCCGAGGUCCCACCGGCUGUUGCUUGCCCCACUAGGGGCGUGCUCGACGCGGCGAGCGAAACAUCGACGUCGUACAACGCGUAUCGAAGGAGUACACCGUGCGGGGCGUCCGGGCCGGAGGGGAACUUGUGUCGCGCACUGUACGCCCCAUUGUGCGGCGACAAAUACGCCACCGGUAGCCGUGUAGCCACUGCGUAUCGGCGGGGCGUAGCGUAUCGCAUUAGAGCGAGGGCCCUAGCACUAAUCGCGGCGCCCCGGCGCGCCUGCCGACUUAGCGGCUGGUGCCGGGGCGACGAGAGGCACUUUCUUAUGCUGCCCCUGUACCACGUAGCGUUCCCGCCACUCGGCGAUAUACAAACAUUCGUUCCAACGUGUGAAGUGGCACGUAAUACCGCCCCAGCUAGGGUUGCGACACCAUAUUUGCUUGAUCCAAGAUCCAUAUCAACUACACAUCAUAGAUACUACAAGGUUUUCGAAUUGGCGGCAGCCCUAGCGGCCAGCGAGGCGGUGCGGGCACGACGACACGUCCCCGGAGCGGACGACAAAUGGAAUUACCUCCACUGGCUGCGCCGUGAUCGUUAUCCGGGCUAUUAUAGGAGAGAGCGGCCCCCGUUAUGGGCCCGCUGCGUGGCGCCUAAUGUCCGCACCAUCGCGCGGAAUAGCACCGUGCGAGCCACGUUAGGGCUGUUGGAA
Iphiclides podalirius (scarce swallowtail) is the source of this 915-nucleotide messenger RNA. NCBI's taxonomy places the organism in Eukaryota, Metazoa, Arthropoda, Insecta, Lepidoptera, Papilionidae. The record is from the annotation of a GenBank genome assembly.